Tetranychus urticae (two-spotted spider mite) is the source of this 3054-nucleotide messenger RNA. RefSeq names its product protein argonaute-2. The record is from RefSeq and is a predicted model, not a curated record. NCBI's taxonomy places the organism in Eukaryota, Metazoa, Arthropoda, Arachnida, Trombidiformes, Tetranychidae. Gene Ontology annotation, molecular function: RNA binding; protein binding.
CGUUCUGAUUCAGUGUAAUUUUAUUAUUGUGUUUUUAAUUGAUUGUAAUGUUUAAAUUUUUUGCGGUGGCAAGAAAUUACGUAACAAAUAUGAUUAGUGUUACAAAAUAUUGCAAAUACAUUGCAUUUUGUUGAUCUGACACCACCUCACAUCAUGUCAGACUCGAUUAAAAAAUUUCGCGCUGAUUUCGAUCAACCAGUGGCCUCGACGAACAAAAAAAUCGAACUGGUCACAAAUCAUUAUCAUUUGGAGAUACCGAGAUGCGUUGUUUAUCACUAUGAUGUAAAAAUAGAUUAUGGAGGAUUUGAUGGCAAUCUUUUCAAUGAAUCUUCAUUUUAUCACGGUAAAUCAACAAAAUUUUAUUCUGAUAAAAGCUGGAGUGUCAUGAAUAAAUAUAUCAAACAGAAUCAAUCAUCUGGGGGCACCUUUUAUGAUGACAAUUUGCAGGCUUGUUUGCUACCUGUUUUUGAUGGUAAACAAAAUUUGUACACAGUCCGCCCCAUACCAUCGUUAGGCAUCACAAAAAUGGCUGAAAAAUGUGAAUACAUCAAAUUAGAAGAUUCAUCGAAGUUUGGAUACCGAAUCAAGAUUCGAUUUGCAACCAAAGUAGAUCUUGAAGCUUUGUCUGAUUAUGUCAACGACAAUAGAUCAUUCAAGAGUGCUGAUUGGUACAAAAGACUACCACAUGAUGCUGUGCGAGCGCUUGACAUAAUUCUCCGUGCUAGUUCACCGGUAAAUCACGUUCCAUUAGGAAAUUGCAUUUUUCCUAAAUCUGAAAAUGCUGACUCUAUCAACAUCGGCUGCGGGAAACAAGUCAUUAGUGGACAUUACCAAAGCAUCCGUCCAACAGCCAGUGGCCUUUCCUUAAUUAUCGACAAAAGUUCAACAACAUUUUACAAUGCAACUGAUUUAGUUGAUUUCAUACGAAAUUUACUUAAAGAAAUUCCCGGUAAACAAAGUGUUCGUAAUAUGGACCCUCUUGCCAGCAUUAGUUUAGCAUCCAAGGAAGCAAAAAAGACGAUUGAAAACAAUUUAUUAUUUAUUGAAAAAGAAUUACAAGGAAUCAAGUUGGAGGUAACUCAUACACCACAAAAAAUGAAAUUCAAAGUCAGGAAAUUGACGAGAACUUCAGUUAAAGAAACCUAUUUUACUUUGAAUGGAUUUGAGGAUAAAAAAAUUUCCGUUUACGACUUUUUCCUUGAAAAAUAUAAAAUCAAAAUCAGUUAUUUGCAUCUACCUUGCGUGGUUGUUGGGAAUGCCAAGAGACCAUCUUAUCUGCCACUAGAAGUCUGUCAAGUUGUCAAAAAUCAAAGGACCAAAGCGUUGAGUCAAAAGGAGAGGAUUUCAUUCAUCAAAUCUUCUUCGCAAGACUGUGAUCGUAGAUUUGAAGUGAUAAACGAUGGUGCACUUUCAAUCAAAAAGGCCAAUACCAAUUAUCUUAACGAAUUCAGCUUGGAUUUAUCCGAAAAACCUAUACAAGUUGAUGGUUUGUGCUUAGACAGACCAAAAAUUUAUUAUAAGGAUAAUUUUUUUACACCCGACGCUGGAAAAUGGAAUAUGUGUGAUAAAAAAAUUGUCAAAGGAUGUAAAGUUGAUGAUUGCCGUUGGUUUAUUGUCAAUCUUUCAAAACUAACGGAGGAUGUUGUAAAACGUUUCAUAUCACUUUUAAUCUCAUUCGGCAACGAUAAAGGAGCCAGUAUUGGACAACCUGAAUAUUGGAAUGAUGGUCAUUAUGAGUGUAAAAGUGUGGAAAGAAUCUUGAAAUCCAUCCACAAAAAGCAUUACAACAAAGAGAUUCGUCGUCCAAAGUUGAUAAUGUUCAUCAUUACUCGGGUAAAGGAUGAUAGCAUUUAUCAUGAAAUAAAGCAAUCUGGUGAUGUCGAGUUUGGUUUCAACACGCAAUGUGUAGUUGAUUCUAAUGUAAGAAGUGCCAUUAAAGAUAAAGGUUUUUUCAUAUUAGCCAACAUUUUCUUAAAAAUGAAUGCAAAACUGGGAGGCAUAAAUAAUGUGAUUGGUGUUGAUACUACUCUAAAAGGGAUUCUUGGGAAACAAGCAACUAUCAUCAUGGGAGCUGAUGUAACUCAUCCUACCGAUAAAAUGUCCUACUCAAUAGCUGCAUGUGUUGCCAGUUUAGAUGAAAAUCAAACACAAUAUGCUGCAAGUGUCCGUGUUCAACAAAGAUCUAAUGAGGAAAUAAUAUUAGAUCUCCCUGACAUGGUUUAUGAACUUUUAAAUACAUAUGUAAAUAAAAAUAUGAAAACUGAUUCAAAAUCAGUUGACAACAUUUUACCUGAACGUCUUAUAUUCUAUCGAGAUGGUGUAAGCGAUGGUCAAUUUUCAAAAGUGAUGGAAAAAGAAAUUGAAAGAAUGCCAGAAGCUUUCGAAAAGAUCUCGAAAAAAUUUGGCCUUAAAGUGUCCUAUCGCCCAAAAGUAACUUUUAUUGUUGUUCAAAAACGACAUCAUACCAGAUUAAAACCUCUGAAUCCAGAUGAUUCAGAAGGAAAGGCCAAAAAUGUACCCUCAGGGACAUUAGUGACUCAAAAAAUCGUUAGUACAAACAACGGAUCUGAUUUUUUCCUCUGUAGCCACUCAAGUUCAUUGGGAACAUCUAAACCAAGUCAUUACUAUGUGCUCGUUGAUGAUAAUAACUUUGACUCAGGAGUUCUGUAUAGUUUAACCUUCAGUCUAUGCUAUAUUUAUGCUAAAUGUACUCGUGUUAUCUCAAUUCCAGCCCCGGUUCAGUACGCACAUUUGGCCGCUUUCAGAGCCCGUCAACAUUUGGUUAAUACCGACAAAAGAAGAUACUCUAGCGACCCUGAGAGCGAGAGAAAAGAAAUCGAGAAAUCCAUAAAAAUUCAUCAUAGACUAACCUCAGAUUUUUACUUCAUUUGAUUUCUUUUACUGUCCAACUUUUAAUUCUCAUCUAUUUUAAUUUCCAAUUUUUUAUCACCAAUGCUUGAUAAGAAUUCACUCAUGCAUUUACUCAAAGUACUUAAUCAUGUUUUGUUGACCAAAUUGUAUGUUUUGUUUAAUAUAAUCAAUUUUAUCACGUUA